Temnothorax curvispinosus is the source of this 2048-nucleotide messenger RNA. RefSeq lists its product as uncharacterized. The transcript has 12 exons. The coding region runs from base 311 to 1963 and encodes 550 amino acids. NCBI's taxonomy places the organism in Eukaryota, Metazoa, Arthropoda, Insecta, Hymenoptera, Formicidae. The record is from RefSeq and is a predicted model, not a curated record.
UGAUCGGCGCAGUUCCUGGUGCAGGCUCUCCGACGGCUUCGACGACCGUUCCGCGCGUCUCUCGGCGGCGAAGAAAGCACGACGGGGGUCCGUUUCCGCGACCCGGCACACGUCACUCGAGCGAGGGAAAGGCAGUUUUCCGUUCCCCGAGAAGAACGCGCGUGGCGCACGCGGUACGCGCGUUCUUAAAUAAAUAUAUUGACGGCACGUUUAACUCGUGCAAUAAGGUUUCAGUGCCGAGUACAGGGCAGUUAGCAUUGGAUUUAAGGUUUUGUGAAUUAAUCAGAAAUAUAUAUUUGCGUAUCAAAAGAUGGAAGAAGUUCACGCAUUAUUAAAGCGUUGGGGUUUAUCCCAACCCGUUAUUGAUAGAUUCAGAGAAAAUCAAAUACGAUUCAGACAUCUCACUAAAUUGACAGAAUAUACAAUAGAAAAAUUAAUACCUAAUGCUGGUGAACGCAUUGAUUUCAUGGAUCAUUUGCAGCAAUAUAAAGAUAAACAUCAGGAUGUUUCUAUUGAUCAAUUCACAUCAGUUGAUACAUCUUGCAUUACAGACAAAGAUAAAGAGUCUGAAAAAAGCGACUACACUUCCUCAACAUCAAGUGUUGCAAGUGUUGCGAGUAACAAUGUGGUACAUUCGCAAGCUUGUCUGCCUACACAGGCAGACAAGUUUAUUCCUUCUACUUCACGACAGACGUCGGAAAAAGAUUUUUCUGAUCCUCCCGCAAAGCGACUACGUGUCGAAAAUAAUGAAUACGAUUUAUUGACGUUACUGCAAUCGUCAACUUAUGGAAAAAUGAUAUUGGGACAUUUCCAUAUAAAUGAAUGUCUUAACAAUGAUAUGCGCAAAAUGCUUGCAGACGAAAUUAUUAAUAAAGAAUUAAGUAUCGAUAUUAAUGCUCGUAUUUCAACUGAACGGGUGGAAUUUCUCACCAAGGAAGUUAUUAAACUUUUCCCAUCUGAGAUAGAGGCUUUAUGGAAGGGAGCAUAUGGACAAGGUAAAAAUCGUCGAGAAACUUCUGCCGGAAGAGGCAUGUUAAUACAAAGAUACUACAACAUACGUAGAAAACUACGAAAAUGUGGCAUUUUGUCAAAAGAAUCAUCACAACGUGCCCAUGUAGAAGAACUUGUUACUUCAGAUGAAGAAUUUGACGACAAUGUUGACGAUGACGUACAAUGGUUGAAGAAUAACAGUAAACCGUGGGCCAAAGUUUUGGAAUUGUGGGACAAAACCAGUAAAAAUAGACUAGAGUCACUUAAAAAAAAAGGAACCGCUGUACAUUUUUAUAUGGAUUUAUUUCCUGCUUUAAAAACUCCAAACGGUUAUUUACUGUUGGAACUUGAUUUUAACAAAAUGUAUCCUACAUCUGGAAUGAAGUUAUAUACUGAGUUAUCAAACCUUACGGCUUUUAUUAAAAAAAAAAUUACAAUUGAGAAAGAAAGAUCAAGCAUUGACGAUUGUUCUACCCCAGACGGUAAAAAAAUAAGGACAUUACUUGCUUUAAAUUUAUUAUUCACUGUGGUGACUGUUUGGAAGAAAAAACAAGAACAGUGGCGACCAUCACGCCAAGAAUCUCGUGAAGCGUUUCUACUUUUUGUAAAGACUACAAGUGAUAUCGAACCAACAUUGAAUUUAAGGAAGGAGAAAUAUAUCAAAUAUGGAAAAAAUUUAGGAGUGCAGGCUGUAAUUAUUGGUGCAGAUUUAGAUUGCAUCAAAUAUUCUUAUGUCAUUAUCAAUGACAUAUGGUACGAGGUUGAAACUCCAUUUAAAGCCAUCGACAUAGCAUUCAAAGCGAUGCAGGCAUUGGAUAGUACCUAUCCAAUAGAAUGUGCAAGAGAAUGGUUAUUUUUACAACGAGGAGUGUAUGAAAUUACUACAUCACACGACAAAGAUAUUAGUAAUCCUAAGGUAUUGGCUAUGAUUGAAGAAUAUUUAAAAUUCAAAUCAUUGUUACAAUCUCAGUAAAAGACAAUAAUACUGUACAGAUAAAGUGUACAGUAUUGUAUUAAAAAGUUGUACAACUAGUAUAUAAGUACUUUUGUUUAAUUCA